Messenger RNA from Alosa alosa (allis shad), 2616 nucleotides. Its product is annotated as polyunsaturated fatty acid lipoxygenase ALOX15B-like. The record is from RefSeq and is a predicted model, not a curated record. Lineage: Eukaryota; Metazoa; Chordata; Actinopteri; Clupeiformes; Clupeidae. Bases 13 to 1920 code for a protein of 635 amino acids. Gene Ontology annotation, biological process: lipid oxidation; linoleic acid metabolic process. The transcript has 14 exons. Gene Ontology annotation, molecular function: protein binding; oxidoreductase activity, acting on single donors with incorporation of molecular oxygen, incorporation of two atoms of oxygen; iron ion binding.
GUGACUGAACAAAUGAAGAUCAAUUUAAAUGAAGGAUUAUCAAGGGAUUCGGUGAGGGAUUUGAAGUUGGCUGUGCAUUCAAGACUGGGGAGUCUUGAGCUGGUGGAGUUUGAAGCAGAAAGAUUUCUUGGCAUUGUUGACGAUGAAUGGUUUUGCUCCAGAGUUGUUGUAACAACGCCAGAGGCUGAUGUGCUCCUGUUUCCAUGUUACUGCUGGGUGAGCAGUCAAGAAACAAGAGUAUUCAGAGAAGCCUCAGCAAAGCUUAUAUUCCAGGAGACUAGGAGUAAGUCCUUGGAAGACCGAGAAAUGCAGCUAAAAAAAUGCCAGGAGGAAUUCAGAUGGCGUGUAUAUGCGCCGGGGUUACCACAGAUUGUGAGUGCAAAUAAUGCCUUGGCUCUACCCCCUGAGGUUCGGUUCUCUUUCACAAAGGAAACGGAGUUCCAUCUCACACUUGCAGCAGCAUUUGUUCCAGUGAAACUGAACGCUAUGGCGGACAACAGAAGCUCAUGGGAGAGCCUUCAUGAUCUGGAUCAAAUCUUUGUCACCAAAAAGACAAAAGCCUAUGAGUUUGUGCGACAGCACUGGCAAGAGGAUGAAUUCUUUGGCUAUCAGUUUCUUAAUGGCCUUAACCCCAUGAUGAUUGAAAAAUGUUUAGAACUUCCAAAUAACUUUUUGGUUACUGAAGAUAUGGUAAAGUCCUACCUACCAGAUGGCAGUUCUCUGCGAAAAGAGAUGGAGAAUGGUAACAUUUUCCUGUGUGACUACAAGGACUUGAACUGUGUGGUUGGAAAGGAGAAUGUCAUUCAUGACCGUCUGCAGUACUUGGCUGCUCCACUUUGUUUGCUCUACAAGACCUCUGACAAAAAGCUCUUACCCAUUGCCAUCCAGCUAAAACAGGAGCCAGGGGAAGAAAAUCCCAUAUUUCUCCCCUCGGAUAAUCAAGACUGGCUCUUGGCCAAAAUAUUUGUGAGAAAUGCUGAGUUCAACAUGCAUGAGCUUAACUUUCAUUUGCUUCGUACACAUUUGUUGGCUGAAGUCAUUUUCAUGGCAACUGUGAGGCAACUUCCCUCAGCACACCCCCUCUUCAAGCUCCUGGUCCUCCAUUUCCGCUACACUUUACAAAUCAAUAUCAUGGCCCGAGACCAGCUCAUGUCAGAGGAAGCCUUCUUCUCUGAACAUACAGGCAUUGGGUUAAUUGGUUCAAGGAUGUUUUUGAGGAAAGCUUUAGCAACGCUGACAUACAGUUCCUUAUGUUUACCAGAGAAUAUCAAAGUGCGUGGUCUAGAGGAGAUCUCAAACUUCUACUACAGAGAUGAUGGCCUCAAGCUGUGGAAGAUCAUCCAUGAAUAUGUUGAAGGAGUGUUGGGACACUACUACACCUCUGAUGAUUACAUCCAGAGAGACACUGAACUACAGCUCUGGAUCAAAGACAUUUACAAGAAGGCUUUCCUUGAAAGACAAAGCUCAGAAAUACCACAGAGUUUCACCUCUUUAGAAGAGCUCGUCAAGUUUGCCACCAUGAUCAUUUUCACUGUAUCUGUCCAACAUGCUGCUGUCAACAAUGGACAGUUUGAUUUUGGUGCUUGGAUGCCCAACUUCCCCAGUUCUUUGAAGUGUCCUCCUCCUACUUGUAAAGGUAAAGCCAAAGAGAUUGAUGUCCUGGAGACGCUGCCAGACAUUGGCACCACGGUACACACCAUGACUGCUCUGUACCUGCUCAGCCAGAAGUCCUCUGACCAUUACAGCCUAGGUAAUUAUCCUGAGCAGCUGUUUGUGGAGCAAAAGCCACUGGAAUUGACUGAUGAUUUCAGAAGAAAGCUUGAGGUCCUCAGCUAUGACAUCAAAGCCAGGAAUGUUGGUCUUCCAUUGCCAUACACCUAUCUAGACCCAGAGAACAUUGAAAACAGUGUUGCCAUUUAAAAUAUAAAUAAUCACCAGAUUAUCUCAAAACAACAUUUGCUGAUUUGUUUGAUGUUUUCAUAGUUUUUAGUAGUAGUAGUAGUUUUUAUAAAUGCUGUAAACAAAGAGAUGAUAUAGGCUACGUAUUACCCAUCCACAAUGUUAUUUCUUUUCUUGUUAUUGGGGGCCAUUCAGUGAAGCUGAACUGAUAACAUUGUAUUUCUCUAUUUCUUCUUAUAAAUGUGGCUGCCACUGCUGCAGUUGCAAUGCAGUUACAGAAGUAUGCUUAGGUGUCAUCACAUUAUACUUUGUCUGCUGUUGCAUACUUCUGCAUUACACAAGUUUACUCAACAUUUUGUUGGUGUUUGACAGUGUAUAGUGUGCAGACUGUUAAAGUUGUAUUUGUAUAGUUGUAUAGUUUCUUGUUUAUUGAGAAAAUGAGCAAGAAUUUAAUAAACCAUGGUUUGUGGUGUGACAUAAAGAAGAAAUUCACUGAGGAAGCAAACAGAAGAGCCACGUUUUUGAAAGAAAGUUUAGAUUUUUGAACAAAAAAUUAAUCCAACCAAAUACAUAAGACAUACAUUUGUGAAGAUGUAAAUGACCAAAACAGUUUAAAAACAUUUAAUUGAAAGCUAAUAUUUAAAAAAAAAAGUAUCUAUAUAAAAGGAUAUCUUGUAAUACUGGAAUGCAAUAAGUUAUACAGUUACAGUAGUGUGG